AGGGGCAGAGUUUCGUUGAGCGGGAUCACAAGCAGUACAGACUGUCUUACAGCAACACUGUAUCUACUUACGUGCCCGGAGGUUUAAUCAGAAUGGCUCUUGUACGGACUGUUCUCAUGGCGUGGCUCCUAGCAGUGCUGAGCUUAGAUAGAACUGCAGCACAAUCAGAAGUCCAUGCCUCCGUUGGGGAGAACGUGAUCCUGCCAUGUACCUGCUCUACCAUAACUGAAAAAGUUGUAUGGCAAGCUGGUAAAACUAUUGUGAACCAUUAUAAGAAGUCAGCGGAAAAGACAAAUGAACCAGAUCAUCCAUACAAGAACAGGAGUCUCUUCCUGAGUGAAGGAAUUAAGGAACGCCAAUGUUCUCUGCUUCUACGCCAAGUGACUGAGGCUGAUGAGAAGAAAUAUACAUGUUACACCAUGGAUGACGACAAAUCUCUCAAUGAAUCCCAUGUUUAUUUGAAAAUUAACCAAAGAAGAGUAGAAACACCCACCCAACAACCACCUCCAAACACGGUUGCCGCUUCCUUAUCACUGGUGGCUAUCAUGGUAAUAAUUCUGGCAAUCAUAAUAAUUGGGAUCAUGCUAAAGAGGAGACGUCGUCAAAGAAUGUUACAGGAGAAUCAUCUGGACCCACAAUCUGGACUUCCAAUAAUGGAUCACAGCCCUGUGUGACGAAGACCACAAAGUUUACCUUCAUUCCUGGGUGAGCCAUGAAUCAUGGCUUGGACAGCUUGGACAGUACGAGAUUAACAGCUGGACUGUUCUUGGGCAUUUGGAAUUGUGUUCAUGGUGUUGAUCACCUGUAUACAUAUUCUAUUGUACUGUAAUGUACAUUUUUACAGAAAUUGAUUUGGUAGGCUUUUUUUCUACUGUGAUCGAUUGUACUAGGGCAGAUGUUUCUGCAGCGGGGGAGCGAUACUGUGAAAUUGCAGCUUGACAACAUUUUCAGACAUUCAAAUUUCACAUGAUAAUCUUAUCUCUCAGUGUUUUGAUAUUAAAGUAAGCAGUGCUGUCUUUGGACUGGAACAGGAAAAACAGGUCAUAGUAGACACAUGAAACCUGUAUUUUGGGGGGGGUUACCAUGUUGGAAAACAAGUGCCGAAUUACUGAAUGUACAGUGUUGUCAGGGCUUGAACAGAACUAGUGAAAACAUGCAGGAAGUAGGUGAAAGGUUAAUGAAUGUAUUAAAGUAACUAAGUGAGAGAUGAAUGAAACUGAAUCUGGAAGAACAGAGAGAGUGAAUAGCUUCCUGGAUAUCGUUUUACUUGCUGUCCAAUCAUAUUGUACUUUUUCUGAAGGUCAGUGGUGCAUUAAAUCAAAAGGACAUUCACUGAAUAACAGAGGGACACCAUCACCCAAAUGUUAUUCUGUGCUCUAUUCAUUGAGAGUAGAAAUGGAUCAGAUGUGUGCUUUGGCAUUACUUUUUAUAAUUGAUUUUAUACUUAACCUAUCCAUCUGGGAUGGCUUUCUUUUGGUGUGUGUUUUCAUUCUUGUAGUGUACUCCCUAUGGGAUAGAUUUGCUUGCUUGUAUUUAAUACAACAUAUAUUUUUGUAAAGCAGAAUUAUGGAUGUUAUCACCACCAAUAAACUUGUUUUGUAUAUAUUA
This is a messenger RNA of Astyanax mexicanus (Mexican tetra), 1608 nucleotides long. RefSeq lists its product as uncharacterized. Bases 93 to 674 code for a protein of 193 amino acids. The transcript has 5 exons. The record is from RefSeq and is a predicted model, not a curated record. NCBI's taxonomy places the organism in Eukaryota, Metazoa, Chordata, Actinopteri, Characiformes, Acestrorhamphidae.